UCCCGGCCCCCCCCGCCGCCCCGGCAUCGCGCGCAUGCGCGCUGAGCUGCUGCGGGCACCUGCGCAAUAGUGAUCCCCGGGUCGCGCUCGGCGGAGACCGGCCCGGGAGGACAUGCUGCCAAAUAGUGAUCCCUAGCUGCUGGUGGUCUCCUGAGGGGGCUGCGGGGUCCGGGGCCGUCCCCACACACCGCACCUGCCCGGGCACCGCUCCCCGCCUCCCUCCGGCCUCCCAGCAGCGCCGCACCGCCGGCGGGGCCGCUCCUCGGGCCGCGAGGUGCAGCUGAGCUCCGUUCCUGUGCCUGUCCCUGCCCGAUUCCAAGCUGGCGAUGUCCAGGGUGCCGAGUCCCCCCCCUCCGGCAGAGAUGUCCAGCGGGCCCGUGGCCGAGAGCUGGUGCUACACACAGAUCAAGGUGGUGAAGUUCUCCUACAUGUGGACCAUCAACAACUUCAGCUUCUGCCGGGAGGAGAUGGGGGAGGUCAUCAAGAGCUCGACCUUUUCCUCUGGAGCCAACGACAAACUCAAGUGGUGUUUACGUGUGAACCCCAAGGGCCUGGACGAGGAGAGCAAGGAUUACCUGUCCCUGUACCUGCUGCUGGUGAGCUGCCCCAAGAGCGAGGUCAGGGCCAAGUUCAAAUUCUCCAUCCUCAACGCCAAGGGAGAGGAGACCAAGGCCAUGGAGAGCCAGCGCGCCUAUCGCUUCGUGCAAGGCAAGGACUGGGGCUUCAAGAAGUUCAUCAGGAGAGAUUUCCUGCUGGACGAGGCCAACGGGCUCCUGCCAGAUGACAAACUGACCCUGUUCUGUGAGGUGAGCGUGGUGCAGGACUCGGUGAACAUCUCGGGCCAGAACACCAUGAACAUGGUCAAGGUGCCCGAGUGCCGCCUGGCCGACGAGCUGGGCGGGCUCUGGGAGAACUCGCGCUUCACCGACUGCUGCCUCUGCGUGGCCGGCCAGGAGUUCAAGGGCCACAAAGCCAUCCUGGCAGCGCGCUCGCCGGUGUUCAGCGCCAUGUUCGAGCACGAGAUGGAGGAGAGCAAAAAGAACCGGGUUGAGAUCAACGACGUGGAGCCCGAGGUGUUUAAGGAGAUGAUGUGUUUCAUCUACACUGGGAAGGCCCCAAACCUGGACAAGAUGGCUGAUGAUCUGCUGGCAGCUGCUGACAAGGUAAAUUCAGGAUUUAUGGGUGCUGGGGGAGCUGGAAUGCCAUGGGAUUGCCUUUCCUUGGAAUUGAGGCUUCCAGGGAAACCUGGGAACACCCCUGCACCAGCAGAGAGCACACCUGGAGCUGCACAGGCCCAUCAGGGAUUUCUGUCCCCACUGCUCAUUUUUGUGCAUUUUUGAAGCUUCCAGAGGAAGCUCUGCUGCAGAUCUCCCCAUUAAACAAUCAGGAAUUUUUGCUCUACUGCUCAAUUUUAAGGAUUUUUUUGGAGCUCCCAGAAGAGCCUGUUCAGCAUGAUCCGAGUUGGGCUGAGGAGACAAUUACAGAGCAGACCCAGGGAUGUUUUUCCAUGUGGUUAUUCCCAAAUCCUCGGAGCAGUGCAGAGUCUGGACAAACAGUUCUCCUCCUGCCCUGCCUCCUGUCAGCCCCGAGGCUCUGGAAACCCAGGAGUGGGAAAUGCUGUUGGUUUUCCUGCUGCAGUGCCAGUCCCUGCUGCUCCUGGGAGCUGCU
Melospiza georgiana is the source of this 1668-nucleotide messenger RNA. It is a transcript of the gene SPOP, whose product is annotated as speckle type BTB/POZ protein. Gene Ontology annotation, cellular component: nucleus; cytoplasm. The record is from RefSeq and is a predicted model, not a curated record. Bases 327 to 1340 code for a protein of 337 amino acids. Gene Ontology annotation, biological process: proteasome-mediated ubiquitin-dependent protein catabolic process; regulation of proteolysis. Gene Ontology annotation, molecular function: ubiquitin protein ligase binding. The transcript has 8 exons. Lineage: Eukaryota; Metazoa; Chordata; Aves; Passeriformes; Passerellidae.